CUUGUACCAAGCGUCGUGUGCGCGGAGGAUACUCGACUCGCCCCCACAGUCCACCCGGAGCAGCCUCGCCACGCCACGCUCCCUCCGUCGAGCUGCGAAAAUCUCACUUAUCAAAGAUUCAGCAACAAAUCGACAUUUCUGAAUGCCCACAAUCCGAAUGGCUAAAUAAUUGAUUGAGCGUGCCCCCGCCAAGUAGCACGAGAUGCCUCGCCUACGUCACAACAGCAACGUCAGCCGUAAAAGUAGCCAGAAAAUCUCCGUCUCAUAGCAUCCCGAAAACGUGUUCACUCCUCCUCCUCCAUCCUCCUCCAUCCACCAAAAAUCGUGCUUCUUCCGCAACGCUUCCGUAGUUAAUCCAAAUUUUCGCUGGCCAGGCAAUCCUUUUUUGGGGCUAAGACAACGGCUAAGAGAUUCGCAUCCCAUCGCAUCGCUUCGCAGAAACGUGUACACGCGUCGUCCAUUGGCAAAAUUGAUGUUGGCGCCACUUUAGAGAAUCAAUUUGAAGCGACAAGACACCACUACCGUCACACGUUCAACCGGAAAUAGGCAUGGACACUGCUGCUGCCGCCGCCGCCGCCGUUGUUGUUGACCUUAGCUCUGAGGGCAGCGGCAAAUCAAAGCUCCUGAGCAGCCCCAUCCCCAGCCCCGGCGGCACCGGGUCCAGCAUCUCACAUCCCAGCAGCACAUUGAAGCCAAAGUCAGUAUCAAGCUACGCCCUAGCCGUGGCACCUUCCGCACCUGGAUGCAGUGAUCAGGAUCAGGUGGGCAGCACAGUAGAGUCCGUAUCGGCUACGCCACCGCCAACGCCAGCGCCGGCUUCCAGCACAGGCCGCAUCGGAACGCAACGGUAUCCGGGCAACGAUGGGAUUGGAACUGGAACUGGAGCUGGGACUGGGACUGGGGCUGCUCCCGAGCCUCUCAAUGCCGCGGAUGCUUCCCCAUUGCCUUUGAAAAGAGGCCUCCUGUGCAAGGAGGCAGUCGCAGUGUCGACCUCGGAGCAUGGUCAAUCUGGCCCAACAUCAAAGUCUUCCGCUAAAGCUUCCACAACGCCAAUGUCUGCCUUGCUUAUACCAGUUGCAACUGCAACUGCAAGGGGAACCGUAUCCACUGAACAACCACCAGCAGCAGCAGCAGCAGCAACGCCUGCCGAAUCAGCUCCUGGAACUCCAGCAACAAGCACCACAACGACCACAAGUACAAGCCAUGCUCCAUCGGUGGGUGUGGGUGCCGCACCACCAUCAUCAUCAUCAUCAGCGUCGUCACCGCUGAACAGCGUCUCCAAUUCGCGUUCGCGGUCGCGUUCCAGUUCAAGUUCCGUACCGAGCGCGGAUCCGCUGUUGCAGUGGCAGGAUAUGCCCCAGUAUUUGCAGUUCAAUCCGUAUGUGCUCCGUGGCUACCGUCCCCUGCAAACCUUCAAGGGCUGCCUGCUGAGCCUAUUCUACUGGCACAACGAGACCAUCAACAUACUGACACACGCCAUACCCAUCAUCUAUAUACUGGCCAUUGUGCCCGGUCUGAUGCCCUGGGACAGUGGCUACAAGUUUCUAUCGUUCUGCCAUGUCUUCGGCUCGGUGGCACCCUGGUGCGGCAGCUUCGUCUACCAUCUGUUCAUGAACAUCGAGAAGGGCGAGAAUGUCUACUAUACACUGCUCAAGCUGGACAUGGUCGGAAUCUGGGUGAGCCAGAGCUUCGGUGCUUUGCCCCUGGUGGUGGCCACAACGCUGUGCUUCACGCCCGUUCUCAAGUGGCUAAUCAUCAGCUCCUAUUGCCUGCUCUCGCUGUGGGGCCUCUACAAGGCUCUGACCGCCAGUUCGCCCUGGCAGCGUCGCCUCUGUUUUGCUCUGCCCUUUGGCAUGCGCUCCAUACUGACCUUUCUGCGGAUCCGGGGAAUGGUCGGCGGCAGUCACAUGGCCCUCUCCCAUGUCUAUCUGCAGGUUGAAGUUGAUGGCGUCUCCAUUCUGGGCGGUGCCAUUGGUGCCAUGCGUAUACCGGAGAAGUGGUUCCCCGGCGUGGUCGACUUCUAUCUGAAUUCACACAACAUCAUGCACGUGCUGGUCGUGGUGGCUGUCUACUCCAUGCAUAAAGCCACCAUCAAGGACUUUGAGUGGAUGUCGACACAGACAUGCAAUAGCUUCGCCAAUGUCACCGAGCAGGCGCUCGGCCAUGUGGAGCUAUGACCCGUUUACUGGCUGCUGCUGCUACUGCUGCUGCUGCCAUUGCCAUGGAUGCUGUUGGCCAGGCCGCGGGCCAAGCGAUCAAAUGCGAUACGAGCCCUGAUGGCCUUGACCAGGAGGAGGAGACGGCCACCGAACGGUGCUGGGUGAAACUGCGCGCCUGCGCACGCUGACUAGAUAGUUAAAGACAUAAAGACAUAAAGACAAAUGCGCUACUUGAGUAUAUACCGUGUAUAAUGUUGCAGUAACAAUAUACAUAUGUAUAUCUAGUUAUAGGCCAUACAUAUACAUAUAGUACAUAUAUAUAUAGUACAUAUAUGUGAACUGUAUAGUACAUAUAGUACAUACUUCGACUGUGGUAUUAAGCAUUAAGGUUAUAUAAAUUACUGAAAUGAAACAGAAGAUAAUUGAAAAGAACUUGAAUGUGCAAAAAGUCUAACCAGAUGAGAUUAACAGAUCAGAUCGAACCGAACCGAUGAUGGGUACCUAUAUAAGUAUGUAAGUACGAGUAUAGUAUAUGAGUAAUAAUGAUUUGAAUGAUGUUGAUACAUGUGUACCUCAUUGUGCUUACGACAAAAACAUCUAAUUUUCAAAUAUUGUAUGUAUUGUAUGUAUAACUUUGUACCUCGUCGAGAAUUCUUACAAUAAGGACACCACACCUAUAAGCUAACCUUCUUCCUAGUUGAUCUUUUUAGAUAUGCAAAUUGUUAAUUUUUGGCAACCGUAACGUAACGUAACGUAACGUAACGUAACGUGGUAGUGGUAGUCUGUCUCUAUAAGGACUCUCUAUUAAGUAAUGCUCCAAUCUGUGCAUAGUUGUGAAAUGGAACCAAACAAAAAAAAAAAAAAAAAAAACCAAAAACUGGAACCACGACAAAGUUGUUGUUGCAUGUUGUGUGCCAGUAGUUACGAAUAGUUAGAUGAAGCGGAGUCGCGGAGUCUUGGAGUCAGUGGUCGGGAGAGGAGUCUUGGAGUAUUCCAUGUUGGACAAGCGUGAAACAAUGAAAUGAACAAACAAUCUUCUCGGCUAAAACGCUGCUGCAACGAAUCACGUACAUACAAUACGUAGUGAAUGCUGCUAUACCAUAUACUACUAGUAAGAGUACUUAAACUUAAUACGAUAUUGAGUUGAUAUCAUUUAUGUCAAUUGAUUGCGCAAUAUAAACCUCAAGUAUUUACUGAGCUCCCCGAAUAUACAUACAUACCUACUUAUUAUAUAUUGAAUAUGAAUUAGUAAAAUUUGCAAUAUUUAUUACCCUAGAAUCUUAGGCAUGUCAUGAAUUAGGGCAGGUAUUCUUACAACCAACCAAACAACCAACCAACCAACCAACCAACCAACCAACUAACAAACAAACCAACAAACAAUGAAACAAAGAAUCAUACUAGGUACGAUAGCAAACCAUUCAAAAAUGUCGGUAUACUUUUAAUCCAAAAACGCAACGCGAACAAUUAUGAGUAUGUAACAUGUUUUAGUAGUGUCAAUAAUUUACACCACCCUCCAAUGAGAGAGAAAGAGAACAAACCGAGAAAAUCUAACACAUGAAACGUAAGCUAACAAACUAAUUCAACAAAGCAAUAA
This is a messenger RNA of Drosophila obscura, 3753 nucleotides long. RefSeq lists its product as uncharacterized. The record is from RefSeq and is a predicted model, not a curated record. Gene Ontology annotation, molecular function: signaling receptor activity. Lineage: Eukaryota; Metazoa; Arthropoda; Insecta; Diptera; Drosophilidae. Gene Ontology annotation, cellular component: membrane. Bases 549 to 2177 code for a protein of 542 amino acids. The transcript has 8 exons.